Ctenopharyngodon idella (grass carp) is the source of this 5779-nucleotide messenger RNA. RefSeq names its product sorbin and SH3 domain containing 3 (gene sorbs3). The coding region runs from base 351 to 2462 and encodes 703 amino acids. The transcript is spliced from 21 exons. Gene Ontology annotation, molecular function: protein binding. The record is from RefSeq and is a predicted model, not a curated record. Lineage: Eukaryota; Metazoa; Chordata; Actinopteri; Cypriniformes; Xenocyprididae.
AGUCCUGUAGUGGUGGAGCGAGAGAGAGAGAGAUAGAAAGAGAGAGUGAGAGCAUGUGUGUGUCAGUAUGUGAGAGGGACUUAACAGAGGUUAAGUAGACGGGAGCAAAAACCAUUGAGGGAGAGAGAGAAGGAGCUGACUGUGAAGGCAGACAAAAAGAGAGAAAAAGUACAGAAAGAGCAGGUUGGACCUGAAAGGUUAUUUUCUACAAAGCGAACCAACCAGCACUUUGGGAAUUGUGUGUGUCAUCCUGGGAAAUCUGUGCGUGGCAGCGCUGUCACACACAUACACACCCACACAAACCGGUAGUAAGAUCUGAGAGAUUACUGACUAGGAUCCCUGCUGAUGACAUGCAGUCUCAGAAAAGAGUGGAGGUGUAUGAUCAUCUUAAUGGCUCACGGAUCAUUUUCUCAGAUGAGGCUCUUCCCAGCAGUGGUCCAAGACAGCACUUCAUGCCUCCGGAUAUGACCCAGGAAGUAGUAGUAAUCUCUCCUGGUCUUCCUACACCUCCUUUAAGUCCGUUUCACAACAGUUCAGCCCCAUCGUCUUCGCAGCACAAGGUCGCAGAGGUCAAUGGAGGUGGAUUCCCAUCACACAGUUUUGGAUCCUACUAUGGAACGACUCAAACAAAUGUUGGAUUAUCCAAUGGUGGAAUACAGAGUGGAGGUUCUGCCACAUUCCCCAGGACUUCCGCCACCCGAGAGGAGCGCUUAAUAAAGUUCUCUGGAAUCGGUCCUGUAGAUGAGACAGGCAUGCCAAUCGCAUCCCGAUCUAGCGUAAACAAGCCUAAGGACUGGUAUAGGAGCAUGUUCAAACAAAUCCACAAGAAACCAGAGGAGCCUGAGCUUGACUGGAGAGAAAGGAAGCUGUCAUCAUCUCCUCCCCCAGAUUCUGCCCAGCAGGACAGGCGCUCAGACCCUUUCACUCUCACCCCGCACGGAGCCCUGCCCGACUGGGCUGAUCUGGGCGAUACAGGGAAGCAUCCAGAACCAAAGAGUAUUUUUGACUUUGAGCCUGGAAAGGGGGAAGCGGUAGAAGAUCGUAACAAGUCUCUGAGGUCUGAGUCACAGCAGCCUUUAUAUCACACCCCAGUGAAACCUCAAUCCCAAUCUCCAUCUAUAGAGGCGACACUGGUGUCAGAGCUGAACCGCUUUGAGGCGGAGCUGGACUCAGACAUUCGUGGUCUGGAGAGGAAACUGUCACAGAAGCAGCAGCAGCGGCGAGGCAGGGGUGAGGGAGCUAAAGCCAACACAGCAGCCACAAGAACAGAAGAGAACAGACAAGAAAACAGCUAUCCCAUAAUCCCCUGCUCUGCUGUAAAGCAGGGCACAACAGCUAGCUUUAUGCAUGCUGAUGGUCACACAACCUCAGACAUGGAUUUCCCACCUAAGAAAGAAGAGAGGAAGAUGAAAGCAGCCCGAGCCAAAUUUAAUUUCCAAGCACAGUCACCAAAGGAGCUGACAAUACAAAAAGGUGAUGUUGUCUACAUACACCGGCAGGUGGAUGCCAACUGGUAUGAAGGAGAGCAUCAUGGGAGAGUGGGAAUCUUUCCCACCAGCUAUGUGGAGAUCAUUCCUCCAACGGAGAAGCCCACUCCAAUAAAGUCUCCCACCAUCCAGGUGUUGGAGUAUGGAGAGGCCGUAGCCCUGUUCAACUUCAAUGCCGACCUGCCUGUGGAACUGUCCUUCAGAAAGGGCGAGGUGAUCUCAAUCAUCAGGCGUGUUGAUGAUCACUGGCUGGAGGGUCGUAUCGCUGGCACCACCCGAAGUGGAAUCUUCCCCAUCAACUACGUCCAGGUCAACAAAAUGCCCCGCACUAAAAGCAGUGAUGACUUUCCAUCUUCUCCCACUCCUACCCCAGAGCCCCUUAGUCCCGGCCGCCCACAGCACUCCCCACUGUCUCCCAUGUCACGCUCCCCUGAACCCCAGCUUUCACCUCACAAACACUCCAGCCAGUCACGCUCCCCUCUGUCACUUGCACAGCCCACCUCCCCAAAACCAUCAAACCACUUUUUAUUCUCACCUGGCCCCACUUCACCCACCCCACCCACGAACAACUGGACUGGAUUGCUGCACUCUCACAACCCACUGGAAAAGGACACCAGAUCACCUGCGUCACCCUCCAAUCAUGUGCUGACAUCUCCGCAGGGCCCGGGACUGCCAGCGCACACCAGCUCGCACCCUCCAUACAUCACACAGGAUGGGACCAGAACACAAUCUCCACAGCCCAACACACAGAUUAAGAUUCCCUCCACAUCACAGACUCCUGUGAACAAGGGUUAUUCACGACAACCGUAUAAAGCGGUUUACAACUAUAAACCCCAGAAUAAAGACGAGCUGGAAUUGAGAGAAGGAGACAUCGUUCAGGUCAUAGAGAAGUGUGAUGACGGCUGGUUUGUAGGUACGUCUGAAAGGACCCAAGCUUUUGGAACAUUCCCUGGCAACUAUGUGGCACCAGUUUAAGAGCUUCCACCAAUUCUUCUUGGCAGAUACUAUUUCACUGACACUACAGGCUCAACCACUAAUCAAUGCAAUAUACAUUCUGUCUGUACUGUCACUGUAUACUAUAUACAAAACUACUGCCCCUGUUUACACUCACACACAUAUAUACUUAAAAAUUCUUCCUUCACAUCCUCCACCAAGCAUGUGCACUCCUCACCUUAUUACUAUGGCGCCCAUUUUCCCAUAGUAACUCUUGCAGACUCUUACAGAUGUUGGACACAGAUGGGUUUGUCACAGUAUGAUCACUCACAUGUGUGUAUUUGUGAUGAAUCCACACUGCAUUAUGCUUUGAAGAUCAUUACAUUUAUUUUUUCCCCUAUUGACAUUAUCUAAGCUGACUUCCUUAAUUUUAACGUCUUUGUAAAGUUUACCUCCAUUUUGGUUUCAGAUUUGUAGCAACAUUGCCUAUGAACACUACAUAUCCUGAAGAUCUGGAUGUAAGACAUGGUUUAAAAAAAGCAUCUUUUUUUUUUUUAAACGAUCAUCACAGUUGUCAUUUACUUGCUGGCUUAGCUGACCGCCACAUCAUAUUAUAAACACAACCGCAGUCUUUAAGCGCUUAAUGCAAUUGCCUCCAAAUGUUUAAACUGUAUUAGGUUCAUGUUUAUUGUGUAACAAACCCAGCAUGCAACAUUAUCUUAAGCUUUAGGACAGGGAAAGUGUUGGGGCAGUGCUGUUUCAAACUCUUUUGUAUGGAUAAGUCUCCUGCUCAGUGAAGAAUCAGUUAGGGUUUGACAUUUUGUGGUGGGUUCCAUCCAAACUAGAUUAAACAUGGUUUCUGACUCUAUGUAGACUCUUUAAAUCUGUAUCUAAAACCAUAUUAAAUUGAAAAUAUUCAUUAAUGCAGGUAAGGCCCAUUCACAAAAAUGUGAAAUGGUGUGAACAGGCCUUUCAAAAGUAUAAAGGCCCGUUCACACCAAGGAUAAUAACUAUAACGAUAAAGAUUUAGUUCUAAAAAUCACUCUAAAUAUGAAAGAAUAGCAGAUUACACAUCACAAACGAUAACAGUAAAACGACAUCAUUGAAAGCACUUUUGAAAUUAUUUUUCCCAGCUGAUGAAUGAUAAAAACAUCGACAACCAAUCAGAAUUCAUCCUGCUCUAAAGAGCUCGAGCAUUUAUAGUGGCAGACAAUAAAACUGUUGCACAUGUGUAUUUUAUCCACAAGGUGGCAACCGUGCCCUGGGGGUGUCGAUUCACAAGGUAGUCAAGAAAAACUGCAAAAACAGAACAGACCGGAACGCAUGCAAGCUACAGCGACAAUGGAGGCCUACAUAGAUGAGAGAUUGUGCGAAGAGAAAGAAUACAAAGAUGUUUACAUGGAUUGUAACUUGUGGCGAGAGAUUGCUCAAAACUGUGCAUGUGUUGAACGCCUGUGUAAGUGUACGAGUCAAUUGAAGUAUACUUUCCAAGGCUGUGCAUUUGACUGUGCGCGUACGCUAGUGUACGCCCUAAAAAACUAAGUAUACCCAGGGCUUUAAGCCCAAAGUAUACUUCACUUUUUAUGCGUACAUGAGGGUCAGCGUACAGUCUGCAUGACGUGAAUUUCGUCAUCAAGAGAGUAUUUACAUACUGUAUGCGCACCGCCGGAUUUUUGUAAUCGUGCGUACUUGUACACGCGGUUCGCACAUGCGCAUUUAAGUUUUUUUUUGCAGUAAUUAGUUAUUCCACAAGGUGGCAGCCAUGCCCUGGGGGCGUCGAUUCCAAAGGUAGUCAAAGAAAAACUGCAUAAACAGAACAGACCGGAACGCAUGCAAGCUACAGUGACAAUGGAGGCCUACAUAGACGAGAGAUUAUGCGAAAAGGUUAGAAAACAUCCUAAUUUGUACAACUCUAGCAUGAAAGAAUACAAAGAUAUUUACAUGGGUUGUGACUCGUGGCGAGAGAUUGCUCAAAACUGCGUAUGUGUUGAACGCCUGUGUACGCAUACAAGUCAAAUGAAGUAUACUUUCCAAGGAUGUGCAUUUGACUGUGCGUGUACACUAGCAUACGCGUAAAAAAAACAAGUAUACCCAGGGCUUUAAGCCCAAAGUAUACUUUGCUUUUUAUGCGUACUUGAGGGUCAGCGUACAGUGCGUGAUGCGAAUUUCGUCAUCAAGAAAGUAGGGGUGUAUUGUACCCGCACCGCCAGAUUUUUGUAAUCGCGCGUACUUUUAAGUGCAGGUCGCACAUGCACAUUUAACUUUUUUUUGCAGUAAUUAGUUUAUCCACAAGGUGGCAGCCGUGCCCUGGGGGCGUCGAUUUACAAGGUAGUCAAAGAAAAACUGCAUAAACAGAACAGACCGGAACACAUGCAAGCUACAGCGACAAUGGAGGCCUACAUAGAUGAGAGAUUGUGCGAACAGGUUAGAAAAUACCCUCACUUGUACAACUCUAGCAUGAAAGAAUACAAAGAUAUUUACAUGGGUUGUGACUCGUGGCGAGAGAUUGCUCAAAACUGUGUAUGCGUCGAACGCCUGUGUACGCAGUCAUGUGAAGUAUACUUUGUAAGGCUGUGCGUUCGACUGCGUAAAAAACAAAGUAUACCCAGUGCUUUAGAAUAAACAGAACGAUAUCGUCGCUGGUGUGAACGCUAAUAUUAUCUUUAUAGUUAUCGUCCUUUGUGUGAACGGGCCUUUUAGUAUUGAUCGGACAAACAUCGUGAUUUGCAGGUGUAGUCAUUCACAGUGCCAAAAACAGUAAAAUGUGUGCUUGUUAAAUAUCUAAACAUUAUUAAAACAAGAGUAAUUUACUAUAUGCGAAGAGCAAAAUUGUAUAAGGUAAAAUUUCUGAAAAUAUAUCUUAAAUUGAGUUUAUUUUGUGAUGUUUUUCUUGUUUUAGGCGUAAAUCUUACUCAUUUCUUUUGAUUUAUGCUUAAAACUAGAACUAAGAAAACUGUAUAUGUCAAUCACGAGCUCUGCGGAUUUUACAAGUUGAAAACGACACCUUAAGAUGAAGUCAGCUUGAGUUUAUCAUGUCAAAGCACACAUGCACAGGUUUUAAGACAGGAGCCGGAGGACUUUUUACUUUGGGUUUAUGUUAGCUGUAAAAAUGGUUGUUGAAGAUGCCGGUGUUCAUUCUAUUCAUCUGAAUUCCAUCAUUAACUCACUUUGACUUCUGUUUUUAAUUCUCUGGGAACUGAAGUAGCUGACUGCAUUUUGUUGUACAGAUUGUUGAAUCGUUAUGGCACAGUUAUCGAAUAAUGGGAAAAAGAUAAUAUAUUUUUAUUGACACACAAUGUAUUGCAGUAUGUAAGGUACUCACAGAUUUUGAUAAUGAUCAAAUAAAUAAUGAAAAAACA